AUGGAUACGGAUGACAGAACACAUUUGAUUUCCAGAGACGAUGACAGCGAUACUGAAUCUGUGCUAGAACUCCCUGAAGUAGUCAGAGACACGGUACCAUUGAAAGAUGAUCCACACAUCCCCGUGGUCACAGUUCGAUAUAUCAUUUUACUGCUUUUAUUUGUAAUACCGGGAGCAUUUGUUGAUACCAUGAAUCUGUACAGAACCACACUGGCGGCAUACCUGAUAUUUUUCGUCCAAAUCGUGGGACACUGGGCAGGGCAAUGGUGUGCUCGAGUGAUUCCAAAGAAUCAAAUUCUCAGCGUGGGACGCCAUAAAUUGAACCUAAAUCCUGGACCAUGGUCUAUCAAAGAAACUGCACUUCUCACGAUUACCGCAGCGCUGGGAGCUACCGGUAAUCUAGCUACGAAUGCGUUAUCUUUAGCCGACUUAUACUUUGACACGGUAGUACCUAAAGUCAUAGCAAUUCCGUUUAUGUUUGCAAUUGUCUUUGUUGGAUAUAGCUAUGCAGCAAUUUGCAAGGAUGUCUUGGUAUACGAUACGACCCUUCCCUUCCCUGCAACGUUGAUGCAAACAGCCUUACUACAAUCUCAAGCCAAGAACCAUGGAAAAUCUGCACAAAUGAGGGUGUUUUUCUAUGUUCUUGGCGUGGUAGCGGUAUGGCAAUUGCUUCCAAUGUUCAUAAUGCCAAUGGUGUCAUCAUUAGCUAUUCUUUGCUGGAUAGCACCCCAAAACUCAAUUAUCAACUUUAUUGGCAGUGGACUUGGUGGCAUGGGUUUCCUUAACUUCUCCUUGGACUGGGCUAAUGUUACUUCCCAAGUUAUGAUUUUACCCUAUUGGGUUCAAAUUAUUCAAUUCGUGGCAUUUGUAAUUGGAGCCUGGAUACUUAUUCCAUGGACAAAAUGGGGGAACUUGUUCGAUUACAAGUAUGGGCUCAUGUCAAAUCGGUUGUUCACAUUCAAUGGUACCAGUUAUCCCACUACAGAGCUUUUAGGUUCUGACCUUCAGCUUAAUGUUACUGCUUAUGCUCAUUAUGGACCAGUCUAUCUCGGACCACAGCGGGCAUGGAAUAUGUUCUUCGAUUAUGCCGCCUACAUUAGCGGCGGCAUGUGGAUUGUUCUCUUUGGAUGGGACAAAAUACAGAAGUCUUUUACUAGAACGCAUGCCACGAGGAGAACAGACAGACUUAAUCAUUUGUAUCUGAAAUACCCAGAAAUUCCCAUGUCAUGGUAUCGAUUGUUGUUUUUGCUGAGUUUUGGAACGCUUCUAGUGAUAUUUUUGAGUGGUCAAAUGUUUAUGCCUUGGUGGGCAUGCAUUGUAGCAUUGAUGAUGGGCGGUUUAAUCGUUACCCCGUUGGCUUGGCUUUACGCCCUUUCCAACUUUCAACUAGCAAUUGGCACUUUCAAUGAGUUGAUAUAUGGGUUCAUGAUACAAUAUGUCCCAAAAAGACAUCCAGUUGGUGCGCUUGUUUUCGGGUCAAUAGCUGGAGAUGCCUGGUAUCGCGCCCAAUUUCAUUUGGAUAGCUUACGCUUGGGAUUCUACAACCAUUUACCACCUCGCUAUGUGUUUUGGGCUCAACUCUACGGAGAAUUCAUUGGCAUCCCUAUAAACCAUGUAGCUUAUCGGUGGAUUAUUGAUCUGAAACGACAAUAUUUGAAUGGGUCCAAAAUUGACCCAAGUCACCAAUGGACGGGACAGGCAAUAAGUGCUAGUCAUACUAACGCUAUUCAGUAUGUUGUGCUUGGGCCUUCAAGACUUUUCACCAACUAUAAAUGGUUACCUUACGGGUUCUUGGUCGGUUUGCUUGCUCCCAUUUUAAUUUUCAGGCUACACAGACGCUAUACAAAUGUUGGGUUUGACAAGUGGAAUACGACAGUCUUUUUUUCAAGUAUGUCACGAUUUUAUGGCAACAUAUCCACAGGCUACCUCUCAAGAUUCAUAGGUGGCACCAUUACUAUGUGGUGGGCAUAUAACCAUCGCCACUCGUUAUGGAAAAGAUAUAACUACAUUGUUGCAGCAGCCUGUGAUACAGGGUUGAACUUGGCUUUGCUAGUGAUAUUUUUGGCGUUCACAAUGGUAGGUCACAUUGAGAUGCCCCACUGGUGGGGUAAUAAUGCUGAGAAUGUUGAGCGGUGUUUCGCUUUACAAAGGAGCCUGUAG
Diutina rugosa is the source of this 2160-nucleotide messenger RNA. It is a transcript of the gene OPT7, whose product is annotated as Opt7p. The transcript has a single exon. Lineage: Eukaryota; Fungi; Ascomycota; Pichiomycetes; Serinales; Debaryomycetaceae. Gene Ontology annotation, molecular function: oligopeptide transmembrane transporter activity. The record is from RefSeq and is a predicted model, not a curated record. Gene Ontology annotation, biological process: transmembrane transport. Bases 1 to 2160 code for a protein of 719 amino acids.